Conger conger (European conger) is the source of this 4804-nucleotide messenger RNA. RefSeq names its product sterile alpha motif domain containing 11 (gene samd11). The record is from RefSeq and is a predicted model, not a curated record. The coding region runs from base 763 to 3396 and encodes 877 amino acids. The transcript is spliced from 13 exons. NCBI's taxonomy places the organism in Eukaryota, Metazoa, Chordata, Actinopteri, Anguilliformes, Congridae. Gene Ontology annotation, molecular function: RNA polymerase II cis-regulatory region sequence-specific DNA binding; DNA-binding transcription activator activity, RNA polymerase II-specific; protein binding. Gene Ontology annotation, biological process: positive regulation of transcription by RNA polymerase II.
ACUAAAGCGUGACUUUAGAGAGAUAUACGGGGUUAAAAAAAAACGCCUCAAAACAACCCACUGGUUCCAGAUAUCUCCUGCAGAUUAAUACUGAAAAUACGGAACGCAGAGGCGGCUCGUGUGUUUAUACCUCUGCCGUGGUGGAGUAUGUUAACUUUUUAAAAUGUGCCGUAUGUCUCUAUGUGACAUUGCAAACGGCGUCCUUCAGACACCUUGAACGCAAAAUAUGAAAAUAGUUGUUUCCUAGUUUUAAUGAAAAUUCAGGAUAGAAUAAAAUUGAUACAUUUAGGCUGUACACAUUGGCUCAUUAUAUGCAUUAAGGAAGAAAAAUGAAGGAAAUAGAAAGGUGUCAUUUAGAAAAAAUAAAAAUAAAAUAAAACUCCAUCCCAGAGGCAGAUCGAUACAGGAUCAAUACGCAUUUUUACAGUCAUAAUGUCUACGGCUGCUGAGAUCUCGCCAAGAUGUCAGGUAUUAGUUGUGAGAGUCAGAUUAGUUUUAGUGGGCAGGAGAGCGGCGAAACCCGUCAUGCGAGCGAGCUGUGAGCCUAGCGGAGAGCGAGGCUACACAGAGCUGUGAACUGAAUGGAAAUCUGUUGGUGAACUUAGACGCACUGUUGUCAGAGAGCUACACGGGACUCCUGCGUAAAACAAAGUAGCCCCGGACUCGCAGUCGCGGGAGCCGACGAACUCCGUAAAGAGGACACACAAGUUGAUCCGAGCGAGAGGCUCAUCACUUGUAAACCGGCGCUGCGCUUUUAGUAACAUGCCCGCUAUCAAAAAGGAGAGACUGGAUGGGGACGAUAUGGCAUUGGCUGCCUUCAACCAGCCCGAAUACCUGGCCCCUUUAAAUGCCACCUCUAUCCCCGUGGUGACCCCUCAUCCGCCGCCGUACGAUCAGAUUUUCGCCCAUCAUCGCGCUUACUUGGGACUACACGACAGCGCGCUGCAUCACCAACACCUUCACCACUACCCUGAAGACUUAAUGCUGGAGAGAUUCUCCUCCAUUCCCGACUUUCAGCCUUUUUUUGACAACGGGGAGCCCUGCAUCGAGGUGGAAUGCGGGGAGAACAAGGCUUUGCUAUACAUUAACAAGCUUUGCCAGGGCAGCAAGGGACCCUCUAUCAAAUAUCGGGGCGAGUGGCUCACCCCGAACGAGUUUCAGUUUGUCAGUGGACGGGAAACUGCUAAAGACUGGAAACGUAGUAUAAGGCACAAAGGGAAAAGUCUGAAGACCCUUAUGUCCAAAGGAAUUUUACAGGUACAUCCUCCAAUCUGUGAUUGCCCUGGGUGUCGAAUUUCGUCUCCAGUGAACCGCGGGCGCCUGGCGGAGAAACGCACCACGCCCCUGCCCCCCACGCGCAUCCCCAAGAAGGAGCUGGCGUCCGUGUUCAGCAGCGACGACAGCGAGGGCAGUGAGAAGGCCAAUGGUGACCACGGCGACCUCAAGCAGGAGGACGAGCUGCGCUUCGGCAUCAUGAGGAAGAGCCGCGACAGCAGUGACCUCACCACGAUCAUCUCCAACCUGCACCACACCCGGCAGACCGGCAUGCCCGAGGGCCAGCCCUGCGGCCAGAUCAACAGGAGCAGCACCGUGGACAUCGGCUCUGCCACAGCAGAUGAUAUUUUAGGCAAGAGAAGAUCCUACUCUCCCAACAGCAGCAGCGAGUGCCCCUCAGAGAGCAAGAGGACCCGCAGCGUCUCACCCAGAGAAAACUCCCAUACCCCUGCGCUGGAGACGCUGGCCGGUCACAUGACCCCGGAGGAGCACUACAGGAGGAUGAUGUCAGCGCUGAACGAGCACGGGUCGUACGACGAGCAGCAGCAGCGUCUGUACCAGCUCGCCAGCAGCAUGGGCGUGCCCGGCCACGGAGACCUGCUGCGUGUGCGGCAGGAGGCAGUGGCGGUGGUGCGGAGCCCAGCAGGCAUGGAGGCCCACCUGCCCUCCGCCGGGAGCUCUUCCAGCCAGCGCCGCAAACAGGGCCUGCCCCAGCACCGAGACGCACACUUCACCGAGAGGGAUAUCUCACACCCCCCGCCCCUCCUGUCCCCCCAAACUGGCCCCCACAUCGCCCUGGGACCUCACCUGCGCCCCCCCUUCCUGGGCCUGCCGUCCGCUUUGUGCCAGGCUCCAGGAUAUGGCUUCCUGCAGCCGGCCCAGGCUGAGAUGUUUGCACGGCAGCAGGAGAUGUUCCGAAAACAGAACCUGGCCAGGCUGGAGAUGUCGGCCGAGCUGCUACGGCAGAAGGAGCUGGAGACCCUGCAUCGGCAGAGGCUUUUGGGGGACCCCCUGGGUCUGCACCCCGGCCUGCCCCCGGACCACCCCGCCCUGCGCAGCCUGCACGAGAUCCCUGAGGGCCACCCGCUCCGCGAGGAGCUGAACCGCCGCAACGCCAUGAUGGUGCUGCGGCACAACAGCGUGCCGCUGCUCUCCCUCAACCACCAGGGGGUCCCGGGGGGCCUGCCGCCCAAAGAGCCGGGGUCCCGCAAGAGCUCGCGCAAAGGGGCCCACACCCGGGGGGACCUGCACGAGGGCCCCGCGGAGCUCAAGGACCCGCACGGGGACGGGCGCAUGCGCGAGGGGGCCCUGGACGCGCAGGACGAGGAGAUGAAGGACUCAGAGAGCGAGGCCGAGGUGGGCGAGGACAGGCUGGAGGGCCCGGUCAAGGCCGACGGCCACGGCUCCGAGAUGGGCCACGGCAAGGACGUGGCGAAGCCCGGCGAGGGCGGGAAAGAGCUGGGAGAGGCGUCCGGGCGGCUCAGCGCCCCCUGCAGCUCCGCGGGGCCCGCGUCCCCCAGCCACCAGGCCUUCACCUCGGGGAUGGGCAAGAGCGAGGCCAAAUACCUGCCCCCCGGGACCCUGCCCCCGUUUCCAGCCCAGACCUUCCCCUUCGGGUUCCCCUACAGCCCCUACUUCCACAGCGGCGCCAUGGGAGGUCUGCUCCUGGAUGGCGAGGAGGCCCCGCCCAUGGAGGACAUCAGUAAGUGGACGGUGGAGGAGGUGUGCGGCUUCAUCAACGGGCUGGCCGGCUGCUCCGAAUACGCACAGGUGUUCCGAGAGCAGGCCAUCGAUGGCGAGACCCUACCCCUGCUCACCGAGGACCAUCUCCUCAACAACAUGGGCCUCAAACUGGGGCCGGCCCUCAAGAUCCGCUCCCAGGUGGCGCGGCGCGUCGGCAGAGUGCUCUACAUGACCAGCUUCCCGCUGGCCUUCCCGCUGCCGCCAUCUGCUCUGCGGCCCCCGGAGCGAGACGCCCCGCCGGCAGAGCCCCGCGCCCCCUCCCCCGGCGGGGCCCCCUCCCCGUAUGGCGCGCCUCCUCCCUGUCGCGCCUCCCCCAAGCAGGAGAACGGAAGCGCGUCCUCGGUGGGGGUCUGCAACAACAGCAAGCCGCCGUCUUAGGACCAGAACAGAAAAAGAACAAAACAAAAAAAAAGAAAAAAAACAUCCCAGGGACAGCUUUCCGCUUCUGCAAGAGAGAGAGGGAGGAAAUGAAGAAAACGGCCUCCAUCUCUUGAAAUAACCUUCAGCUUAACUAAGAACUGUCCUUGAGGCCUUCAGACAUAGGCUCUUUGGACAAAAAACAGUACAUAAACAUAGUUAAAGACAAUCAAUUGAAUACAGUCCCGUCGCCCUUGAAUUGCUCAGUGGCUGCAGAGAAGCAUUAUCCAAAAAUGUGUGAAAACGGGGGAGGCGGAACAGGGGGUUCUGGGGGGAGAGACAGGAAGCAUCAGAGAGAGACAGCACGAGCAUACAGCUGGCCUUUAACAGCCUGCCAAAAAGAAAAGAAAAGAGAAGAAAAAAAAAAAAAAAAAAAAAAACCAGAUACAACAUUCUUCAGCGUCAGACAGACAAUACAGGAAGCGUCUCUUUCCCGGGAUGAACUGCGCUACUGCCUGCACUGUGCACAGAGCGAACCAUUUUUUGUUUUGAGGAAAUUUAAAUCCCUUAUUUGAAAAAAGAUGAAAUUAAAAAAAAAAAAAGCUCCCAGAAUUGGACCGGAACGAGUCGGAGGAGGAAGGAACCCGCCGCAACUAUGCAUUCUCCGGAUCGAUACCAAAGAUAACAGGAUGCGAGCGCAGUGGCACACACUUCCACGCGGGCUGGACCGGGCCCAGGAGGGACGGGCCGAGGCCGGGGCCGGCAGACUGAGCGGCCCUUGUGCUCGACAGCCUCCCACUAUCUGACCUUUAACCUUUUCUUUGGCCUACAUUUGGGACACAGGAAGUGCCUGGCGGCAGGACAUGGCUCACGUUCGCGGAUAACGGCUCCGUCGAUCCCGACGUCUGGACGAUCACGACUGUGGGAGAGCAAACGAAGCCUACUUGUACAGAAACUCAUUACGAACUGAAAAAUAUCCUGAAGGUUACAUAAGUGGUACUUUUCGUUGAGUGUAGUUGCACGCACCCCCCCCCCCCCACCUCUUACUGAACAGAAUAUGACUUGCUAAUGUUGGUGGUACUUUUAGUUUUUUCUCUCCAACAUUUCCUGUUUGAUACGCAUUCUAUUGUAACAUUAAACAUUAAAGCCCCACCUUCAAAUGCUGCUUAAUAGCAAAUAAAUAUGAAAACCCUGAAAAUAUUUAUAGCUCUUUUGUUAUAGUUAGGUUGACAUGAUACAUAAUUAUUCAUCCUUUAAAUGGAUGCCAAAGAUCAACCUUUAUAUUGUUUUUUUUUCCUCUGUUACAGGGAAUUGAAAGACACAGAGCUCUUUAUGCAAAUCUUAGAAUCCGUUAUGGCUUUUUUAACAAAAAAAAACAAAAAACAUGUAAACAAAGAAAAUUAAAAUGGUCUGUAGAUUUUCCCGUCAA